AACAACUUCCUUGACAACACUUUGUUGUUUGGUAUAAGAGUAGAGGAUAUCAAGAUUAAUUUCACACGUAGGAUUUUGGUUUUAUUUGUCUAGGUAACCUAUGUAAUGACAAUAACGUUGCUUUACUUCAGAUGCGUCACAUGUUAUGGGACUGUACCUAAACCCGUUACCUCAUGAACCAUUGAAAGAAACGAAAGUAAUACAUAGGCAAGAAUUUGUCACAAAUUCCUUAUAUUCGAUCGAAAUCAUUCUUAAAAUUGCAAUUGGAUCAGUGAACAAGGAUGGCGACAUCCCUGUCACAGGAAGAUAUCAAUUUUCUACGGUUAGCUGGUUUGUUGAUAAGAGUCGCACCACGUGCUGUAAGACGUAGGUUUGACUGUGAAUUCCACCCAGAACAGCUACAACAAUUUCUGCGCACAAAUCGGGGCAAAAUACAUAACCUAACAAAUAAAAAGAGAAUCAUCACAUUGGCACAGUAUGAUGUAUUAUAUCCUAGAGGUUCUUCAGAAGUAUCAUCAGACAUGUUUGAUUUGUCAUUGAUGGUUUGUUUACUGAGAAACUUCACAGAUCUUGACAUCCAAGAUAGUCUACCAAUUGGAACUAUUCAUACUGAUGCUGCAGAUAUUUCCAGGAUAAAAUUUUACAGAAACUCUAUUGUUCAUCAUGACAGCAGUAAAAUUGACGAAAACGAGUUUUCAAAAGUAUGGAACUGUGUAGCUGAGGCAAUACACAGACUACUACCCGACUUAAAGGCAGAGAUUGAUUCAUUAAUGAGUUCACCGUUAACUAAUGUCAAUGUAAUGAGAGAUCGUAUACAACUUGAGAAAAAUUUGGAAACAACCAGCCAGCAUAUGCUUACCAUGAACAAGAAAAUGGCGACGUUAGAAACUGAGAAAAAUAAUAUAAAAGAAAUACAACUACGAACUUUAAAAGAAUGGAAAGAUACUGACACGAAAUUUAUUGCUACAUCAGCAACAACGUUUAUAUUACAAUCACUUAAGAACAGUAGGGGUGUCAUUAUAACUGGAUCUCCGGGCUGUGGAAAAUCUGCAGCUGCUCAUCAUGUAGCAUUUGAAUUGGAGAACGAGGGCUAUGAAAUACUUCCUUGUGAUGAUCCUUCCGAAAUAGUUAAGCAUUUGUCAACAGAGAAAUUCUUAGUUUUUGUAAUUGAUGAUGUCUGUGGUAAAUUUUCUCUGAAUCAGCAAAAAGCAGAUUCAUGGGAACAAAACGAUGGUAAAUUGAAUAUGUUAAUUGAAUCUAGUAACCAGAAUGAUGACGAUGAAGAUAACUGUAGUAAACCAGAGGCUAAGUUUAUUAUAACGUGCAGGGAAAAUAUAUUCGUUCACAAGGCAUUUCCAAAAUUGACAUGUUUUUCGCUUGUUCAAUGCAGCUUUAGUUCUGAUUAUAAGAUUUCUCAAGAAGAAAUGAGAAACAUUGCAUUGUCGUAUUUACCUGAGAAUACUGUGAAUGAUAUUAAAAACAUUUGUCUGUAUGAUUUUUUUCCUCUAAUAUGUUCGUUGUACUACAAAAACGUCAAUCAAGAUCUUAGUUACUUCAUCCAUCCGGUUGAAAUAAUUGGAUGUGAAAUCUCAAAAAUGAAACAAAAAUCUGAAGGAUCUUUUCUCUGCAUUUCUCUUCUUGUUCUUAGGAAUAAUAAAUUUCGUAAAGAUGAAUUAAGAUGCGAAGAUGUGAAACAGCUAGUUAAUGAUAUAUGCUGGGACACUAAAAUGGAAUCCGUUUCCAUUGUGGCGAUACUAAACAGUUUUGAGCGUCUUAAAGGUAUCUAUAUUACAGAAUCAGAUGACAUUUACACAGCAAUCCAUGACAAAAUGUUUGACAUUAUAUCAGCAGCUAUUGCACCAUUUAUAAUGAAAUGUUUAAUAGAACACGUUGACAUUGCAUUCCUGGCAAACCGUACAUACCUUUCAUCAUUUAGUCAAAAUAGUGUGCCGUUUGUUAUUCAUAUCCCACAAGAGUUUGAAAGUCUCUAUCUGAAACGACAAUGUCAGGAAGUAUUGAAAGGGAAAUACUGGGAGGUAUUUGGCAGCAUACAAACAGAGCAUGAGGCAUAUAGAAAACUUCUUCUAUCGGUUCUGAAGCAACAGGACACAUGCCAGCAAAUUUCUUAUGAUUCCGUUGAAGAGGGGAAUACACCUUUAUACGUAUCCUCUCAUUUGGGAUACUUAGAUUUUGUAGAAUAUUUUGUAGCAAAAUGUGCAAAUCAUAUAAAGGUUAAAGACAAGGAAGGUAGAUCUCCAUUCUAUGUCGCAUGUGAAAAGGGUCACAUUGCAGUCGUUAGAUAUUUAAUGAAACAUCAUGAGACUACCAUUAAAGAGAAAGAUGGAUUUUCAGUUUUACAUAUAGCAUGUUUCAAUGGACAUUUAGAAGUAGUAAAGUUAUUAGUCGAUGUGGGUAUGAAUCUUAAUGACACAACAAAUGCAGGAUAUACACCACUUUAUCAGGCUUGUCGGAAAGGUCGAUUUGACAUAGUGAAAUACUUACUUGAUUUAAACGGCAAAGCAUUAAAUAGUCGGGUAGAUACUCUCGUAAAAGGUACAAAUGGAUGGUCAGCUUUACAUACAGCUUGUUUCAAUGGACAUGCAGGAAUACUUAAGUUAUUGAUUGGUGUCGGUAUGGAUAUAAAUGAAAGAGACCAUUGGGGAAAAACAGCUGUUCACUUAGCUAGUAUAAAUAGGCAUGGUGAUAUUGUGAAAAUAUUAAAGGAUAAUUGUGCAGAACUUAAAACAUAUGAUAGCGACAAACGAACAUCACUUAUGAGUGCUAAAGGCAAUGGUUGUCUGAUAUUGUGAAACUUUUAAUAGAAUAGUUUGAACAAUUUAACGAAGAACUCAAUAAGAAGUGAAUGAACAUUGUAAUUAACCAUUCACUAAUAUAAUCAGUUUCAUAGUGUGUUAGUAACCUAAUAUGAUAUAUAUAGUGUCAGUAAAUUCCAUAUAAGGUUGAGAACGAAGCUCGAACCCCAUAUGCAAUUUACUUACCCUGUUUAUAUUAUAUUAGGUCACUAGCACACUAUGUAACGAAUUUAUCUUACCGACUAUCUUUAUUUGUUGAAUUUAGACUAAAGUUGUCCUUUUUGCUAUAAUACACAUCUUCUUAUUUCUGUAUUAAAGUGUUCAAGUGUUAAAUUUUAAAAAACCUUCUUCAAUUUGUCUGCACUAAACAACUAAUGUAAACGAUACAUAUUUAUUAUCAACAACCUUGACAUCAACAAUAUUAAACAGAACUUUAAUAGAUUUGAAUAAUCAAACAGUGCUCAAGACGUAAAUCCACAACUAACCGUGUAUUGAAAUAAGCCCCGUCCCCCUACUAACCCAAUAUUGAAUAUACACGGUCUCCACGAGGUCGCUUUUAACCAAUCAUAUUCCUAGACAUGUUUAGGAGGUAAGAUAAACAGGAAUAUCAAGUUAUUGGGAUUUAGUUGUGCAUUUUAUGUUCGGCUUUAACAUUUUAAACAAUCAAGAUUGCUUCAAAAUUUCAAUAUACAAAAGCUGUUUUUAAUUAAUGUAGAUAGACGAAAAUAUUUUACCUGUUGUACAGGUGAAUAAAAGGCAGUGUAAGUUUGCAUUUCAGUGUUAUCAUAGACAUGACAUUCAGAACUAUAAAGGUUUUAAAAAUAAUAAGGAAAACAUGGAAGUUUGUGAUUCGUAAGUGCUUUAAUCAUAAGAGAUUUAAACUUUUUAUGAUUGUUUUGUUGUUGGUUUUCAGCUCACCUGACCCAAAAGGGCCAAGCGAGCUUUUCUCAUUACUUGACUUCCGUCGUUCGUCAUCGCCCGUUAACGUUUACAAAAAGCUUCUCCUCUGAAACUACUGGGCCAAAUGAAACCAAACUUGGCCUAAGUCAUUCUUACGGUAUCUAGUAUAAACAAAAAGUAUCCGAUGACCCCGCCCUUCAACCAAGAUGGCAGCCAUGGCGAAAAAUAAAACCUGGGGGUAAAAUGCAUUUUUGGGCUUAUAGCUCUGACACUUAAGCAUUUAGAGCAAAUCCGUCUGCCUGAAAUUUCUAUAUGCAUCAGAAACUCGUUGAUUGGUUG
Mytilus trossulus (common blue mussel) is the source of this 4052-nucleotide messenger RNA. RefSeq lists its product as uncharacterized. The transcript has 6 exons. Gene Ontology annotation, biological process: RNA processing. Lineage: Eukaryota; Metazoa; Mollusca; Bivalvia; Mytilida; Mytilidae. The record is from RefSeq and is a predicted model, not a curated record. The coding region runs from base 282 to 2810 and encodes 842 amino acids. Gene Ontology annotation, molecular function: RNA nuclease activity; protein binding; RNA binding.